Molecule: messenger RNA, 4611 nt
Organism: Phymastichus coffea
Lineage: Eukaryota; Metazoa; Arthropoda; Insecta; Hymenoptera; Eulophidae
Exons: 20
Coding region: 1-4611 (1536 amino acids)
Biological process (GO): transmembrane transport; monoatomic anion transport
Cellular component (GO): plasma membrane
Molecular function (GO): protein binding; transmembrane transporter activity
Source: RefSeq, a predicted model, not a curated record
AUGUUUCAUCAUGAUUAUAGCUAUUCUGAGUCGAUACAGAUGAAAGAAAUGAAAGGAGGAUUUCCAUAUAAGUCAUGGGUUUCGCUAGACGUCGAUCCAGCAACGAAAGCAGCGGUCAUUCAAAUGGCAUCUGCUAAGGAUGUAUAUAACCCAAAUAUACCUUUUCUUCAAGAUGAAGUAGAUGCCAUGACACGUAAGAAGCGUCAAGCUAACUAUCCCAAAGAUUGCUCAUCUCGACAGGCGGAAUGCCAAAGCAUUUUAAAAGCUGUUAAAGAAAUGACACAUUCGAUGGUCAAUUCGUUGGAGGAAAUAAAGAAUAAACUCAUUACACAAAAUAUUCUGAGCGCAAAUGAUCCACGGGAUAUUAAUUAUCAAAAAAUUUUCGACUGCCUGAAGUGCAAAAAUAUAAUCGAGCACAAACAGGAAGACGUGGCAAACUACUACAAUCAGAGACAUAUUAGCGAUGUACUACCUUAUUUCGAUAAUCAAUACCAGUCUGAGGACGAUGGAGAGGAACAAAUUAAUAGCAAAGAGGAGCUGUACAAAGGUGACGAAAGAACCGAAAGGGGUAUUUCAAAACAGGUCAUGGAAUCAGUGACUAACAGUUCAAAAGUGUCAGGUGGCGCUAAAAUCACUGAAAUUCUUCACAAUACAACGAUUGUCGAAAAAGAUCAAGAAGGCGAGUCUCAUGUGACGCGCAACAUGGGUGGCGCGACACCGUUGGUAAUGCCGACAGCCGACACGACCAUGAUCUACAACCAACAAAAUCCAUUCGGGUCACCAGGCGACAAACUGAAUUAUCCCGAGGGUAUCAAUAACAACAACCCGAAUAUUCCACCCGCUCUUCAACCGUUCAUUUUGCCGACUGCCGAGACGACCAAGUACAGCCAGCAGAUUCAAAUCACACCACAGGCUAACAACCCAUCGUUCAUCCCCAUCUGCUUUUACAACAAUCCCCCAUCCGGCACCCCGCAGCAGCAGCAGCCCUUCUUCACACCGCAGUUCCUGCCUCAAGGUACGAACCAAGGACAAUCAAUAAAAUUCUUCCCCACCGGUCAGCCAAUCGUGCCUCCCAUUUUCCAUAGUAAUCUGCCAGCACACUUCCUUCAUUCUAAUCCAGUGCAAGGUGGACCACUGUUCUCACAGCAACAGUUUUCAAUGAAUAAUCAAGCGCCACUACGGAAUGCGCCUUACUACUGUACUUAUAUCCAAGCACCUAAUAUACCGCAACAGCCAGCUUUCCCUCCGAUGCCAACGACUAGUAGCUUUCAAAAUUCAUUUUUAUCGAGAUAUAGCGAUGACAAGUCAAAGUCUAAGGAGAAUGUUAUCAGUGAAAAACAAGUAAAUACAAGAACAACUGUCAAAAGUAUUUAUGACGAUUCGAAUGAGAAGGUUUCUUUAGAAGUGUGCAAUGGUUUCAUAUGUUCCGCACCUUAUAGAAAGUGCAUACCCUAUAAUCAGCGCUGUGACGGUAAAGUAGAUUGCCUUGGUGCAGAGGACGAAAUAGGCUGUCCAAUCCAAGAGGACACUUAUUAUUCGCGUUUCCUCGUCGACAAACAAUACGAAAAUAGACUAAUAAAUGUUGAGGAUAUGACGAAAACCAUCACCACUUACAUAGCGACGACUAUGAUGAAUCCGAUUAUUGACACGGUCACUGAUCGCAAUGAUAUUGAAACGACGACUCCUAAAAUGAUUGUUCCUGAACUGCCGAAACAUUUCAAAUGCAAGAGAAUCAUACAGACAGUGUCAAUGGAUAGACACUGUGAUGGCGUAUUCGACUGCGAGGACGCAUCGGAUGAAGAAGGUUGCACCUGCAAAGAUUAUUUGAUGCUGCAACGUCCAACAUCAGUAUGCGAUGGUCACGUCGAUUGCAAUGACGGAACCGACGAAGAAGACUGCAGCUUUUGCCGUGACGAUGAGUAUCACUGCCACAGAAGUGGCGGCUGUAUUCCAAGGGCAAAGUUUUGCAAUCAAGCCUACGACUGUAAACUCAACGAAGACGAGUUAGAUUGCUUUGUUCUGACGGACGGUAAACGCGUGAAUCUGGAUCUGGACAAGCGACCCCACUUGAACCUUGCGGGAGUGCUGACGCGUUACGAGAGAGGCGCCUGGCGACCCUCGUGCUUUAAAUCUGAGUAUCGAAGCGAGGCCAAACGUGCGAACGCUGCCCAAAGGGUCUGCGAAUAUCUCGGUUUCCGAAGUUUAGAUACCGUCAACGAGGUGAUUGUGCAAAAGUCAAAAUUAGAAGAAAGGUCGUCGACAAAAAAUUUUCCCAUCACCUACGAAUAUCCCCCGGCAUUCACACCCAUGUCAAAAGGAGACAAUAAUACUUGUUAUGGCCUCUAUAUCCGCUGCAAGCCUAUUCUCGAUAGUAAGGUGAACGUACAUCUUAAGAGGAAUCCAGAAACUGACGAGCGCAGUUACCUCUGGCCCUGGGAAGGCUCUGUCUUUGUUGACGGAAAGUAUCAGUGUCCAGCUGUACUUUUGGAAAACGAUCUACUUCUAGCCAGUUCAAAAUGCGCCGAGGAUAUCGACUUGCGUAAAAAUUACACCACAGCUGUGUUUGGAGUAGCUUGUCCAGAUAUGCCUUAUAGUGGUCCUUACCAGCAGAUAUCUCAAAUAGUGGACGUUAAACCUAUUAAGAAUUCCGAUGCGUCGUUAUUCCGUUUGAAGAACGAUAUAAACAUGACGCGCUACGUGCAGCCAAUUUACUUAGAAAAGAGAAUUUUUCCAGCAUCGACGAACGAUAGCUGCGUGGCACUCGGAGUCACUGACCGUGGCCAAAGAAAAAUGAAAUUCCUCCAGGCGCUAGUCGACAAUUGUCCUAAAUGUCACCGCUGUUAUACCGAUUACAACGAUGUAUCGUGUUCUAAAAUCAACGAGACAGUGAAUUGGAGUGGAAAUAUCGUAUGCUUGAGUGGAAACGGUGGCUGGUAUCCUACUGCUGUUUUUCAGGAUAUGGAUGAGAAUUGUGGAUUCAACAAUAAACAAACUCUGAAUAGCAUAGAUUAUAUCCAUGCUCACCUGUCUGAGGCCAUCGACGAACAGAAUUCAAACACAGUCGAAAUGGAAUGCAACGGCAUCAGAUGCGCUUUUGGUCAGUGCAUACCAUGGAAUCACGUCUGCGAUGGGAUUCGUGAUUGCAGAGAUGGAGCCGAUGAAGAUCACAAUACUUGUUCUGAAUACAGUAGAAAAUGCGAAGACAAUAUUUUUGAAUGCAAAUGUACCCAAGCUGAGCUUCGUUGUGGAAAUGGCAAGUGUGUUUCAAAAGAGAAAUUCUGCGACAGCAAGAUUGACUGUGCAGAUGGAUCCGAUGAGCCAGCAACUUGCACUUGUGCGGAAUACUUGAAAUUAACAAGGCCUAAAUUGGUGUGUGACAAUCGUCGACAUUGUUUGGACAAGUCUGACGAAGACUACCGACAUUGCUAUUGCAAAGAUAAUAGUUUCAAAUGCGAAAAGAGUGCUUACAAUGGUACCGUAGCGUGUGUCUCGCCUGAUGUAGUUUGUGACGGUCAUUCCGAUUGCCCACAAGGAGAAGACGAGACUGAACAUGCCUGUACCACUAUCAAAUCAGCAAGAUUUGAACCAAAUGGAAGAGGCGAACUCCAGCGAAGAUCUUACGGUGUGUGGCAGUCACUUUGUCUACCCGAACCCACAAAGUCACAAACCGAAGCGCAAGCCGCAUGUCGCAAGAUAGGCUACAGCACUGGCUUAGUCGUGAGCAACUCCCAAACUGCAGAUUCGGUUUACGUGCCGCGUAAUGACUUCUACAUGUUCCAACUUAACAAUCACACCUGGAUAACCAUGCGAGAGGAUGUAUCUUUUGGAUUCUGGAAACGGAAAGUUCCAUGGAUGGCUAUACUUACAUCGGUGCCAAUAUGGUCUUUGAUGAUUGUUCACUGUGGAAAUAAUUGGGGGUUUUAUACAAUGCUCACAGAAAUGCCUACUUACAUGAAAUCAAUACUUGGUUUCGACGUUCAAAGAAGUGGUGCGAUAUCAGCACUACCUUAUUUAGCCAUGUGGAUUUUAGGAUUUCCAAUCAGUUGGUUAUCCGAUUUUGCAUUAAAGAAAGGUGCCACCGUACAGCAUGUCCGCAAAAUAAGUAAUACAAUAGGACUUUGGGUGCCAGCUUUAGCAAUGACUAUCUUAUGUUUAAUAAAAACUCAUGAUAGAGAGUUACUUAUUCUGGUACUGGUUAUGGCCGUUGGAUUCAACAGUGGAACGAGUAGUGGCUUCCAAAUCAACCAUAUAGAUCUCAGUCCUGAUUUUGCCGGUACAUUAAUGUCCAUUACCAACAGCGUUGCGAAUUUAUUUGGUAUUUUGGCACCGUUGACUUGCGGAGUCAUUGUGACCGAUUCGACAAAUGUCAAACAAUGGCACACCAUAUUUUACAUUUCAGCACUGAUUUACUUUCUGUCAAAUCUCAACUUUAUUAUUUUCGGCAAGGCCGAAAUUCAACCGUGGAGUCAACCAGAAGUUUCUAGCAAUUCAACACCUCGACGUCCUAACAGAGUAUCUAGAGUGUCUUCAAUUUACGAUCCAACAUCAGUUGCCGUUGUUGAAGAUUUAGAAGAAGUUCAAAUUACUAUUAAUUCCAGAUUAUCAAAUUGA